AUGUCUGGAGGUAAUGCCGAGAAGGGCCAGCGCUACGGUGAAGCCUUGGACCAGGCGCGGAGUCAGGGAAAGUGGGACGAAGUUCCCGAGCUCAUUAGAAAAGUCACAAAACAUGCUCCGCAAAAGACUUGCAUGAUACAGACCGCAACAGCCGAAUCUCGAGUGAUUGCAUAUCUCCAACAACAGUCCUCCGGUGACUCUUCACUCGCGCCCACUCUCGUCGAGCUGAUUCCUGCCCUGUUGGUGACUAUUGAAAACAGCGACGGAUCACCACAAGAAUUAUUACAAGCGCAGGUCUGCCUGGGAUGGAUCCAUUGGGUUCUAAAUGAACCCGGACUUUCGGUGGCGCGUCUUCCUAAGGACUUCGCGGCAACAGUCGGUAGUUUGGCUGGUGGAGGCGAAGAACCGACCGCUUGGACUGAAGUUUGUUUGGUCAAGGGAUGCUAUCUCAAGGCAACUGCUCAAUCUAACGUUGCGAGUAUUGAUGAGACACUCGACACAUAUGCGUCCUUGAUCCCGUGGCUCAAUAGCGGCAAAUUAUCGUCGAUCAUCACCCCUCAGUUUCUCAAUUGGUCGGAAUCGCUUUUGGGCAAGGGUGCUCUCUUGGCAAGUGAAGAGGCGAGCAAAGAAUCAUCCUACUCAGAUCCGAAACAUGUUGAUAUUGCCUUGCGAUUGUUUCGACUGUGGUCGGCUCAUCCUUCUGUCAAACAAGAAAACCCGGCUUUGUCAAAUGUGGAUGGUCCUGUGCCCGCGUCUCAGGCGUCUGUUUGGAUCGGUUACUACUCAUUUUUGACGACAAUCCUUCAGAACGGACUCGUAUAUACCGGCCCCAAUGAUGGACCGAUCCGCCCGCAGCAGGCCAGUGAAUUACGCCGUGUAGAGACUAUCUGCGAGGGCAGUCUUCUCUGUGAAGUCAAAUUCCCUACAGCCAGCUCCCAUAAUUCUCAGAUCGAGCAAUGGGUUGAGCAGGUAGUUAGCAACUGGGAAGUCCUGUGUGGCCCUGAAUGGCAAGAUUCAGACCUAGGAAAAGGAGGUCAGAAUGGGAUUGGUCGCAAUGUCUUAGAUAUCUUGUACCGGGCAGCGACAAAGACCUACCAUUCCCAUUUGGUACUUCGUCGUCUCUUCCAUGUCCAUUCUGCCUUGGCGGACUUCGAUCUCGCUCUGAAGGCACUUGACUCUUAUAUUGAGAUUGUCACUGCAGCUAAAGAAAGAGCAGAAAAGGGCGCUGAGUAUGGUGAACUAGAGAAGGACGAAAUAUUGUUGCAGACGCUUGCUGAAGGCAUCACCUUAUUAAGUUGCUUUGGCUCGCUAGAAGAGGCGGAAAAAGCUCGAGAUCUGACCGAUAUGAUAAAAGAGUAUACUGAUAAACACAACUUGCCUCUCGCAAACGGACAUGUCAAUGGCAACUCUUCAGGCUCGUCAAGCCUCCCUCCCACCGUUCUGGCUUCGUCUUAUCGAGCAAUCGGUGUUGGUCUUGCUUGCUGGGCAAGCUGGACUCCCUUUAAUGAAUCACGCGACGAAAUUAGGUCUGAAGCAAUUGAUUAUCUUGAAAGGAGUCUUGCGCCUGAACUGGGAUGCAGUUCGAGCUAUGCUUCUCUCUAUACCUUGGGGCUUCUUUUGGCCGAAAACAGAGAUCUGGAUACUGCGAUUGGCUAUAUUAAAUUGGCUUUGACACCAAGCGGUUCACCAACAGCAGUUUCCGAUGAUCUUUCCAAAGAGCGAGACCUAGUAUCUCUCUGGCACCUGCUCGCCUUAUUGCUUAGUGCAAAGCAAGAGUUCGAAAUUGCUGGCCGUUCGUGCGAAGCUGCAUUCGAGCAUUUUCCACGAGAAUUGUUCACGGGAAACAACCGUGACCGACGUUCAUCAAGACAUUCGCAGAAUUCCAAUCAGCGCCCGAUUGUCGGCCGAUUGCAAGGUAGAGAGAAAGAACGCAUCAUCCAAACCCGCAUUACACAAAUUGCCUUCAUUGAGCUCCUGGAGGGCCCUGAAGCCGCUGUCAAUCAAAGUUCACAGCUGUUGAGUCUUUUUGGAACUCUCUUCCAAGACCUCAAUCUCGAGACUGGGGAAACUAAAGGCAAGAACGAUCGUCUUGUGCCACCGAAAAGCUCAGCUGGAACUACCAAAAGCUUCCGUAGCAGUAUCUUCCAUCGAAACAGAGCAUCUCAAUUACCGGAUCGAAGUACCAACCAGAGCAACGGCUUUGAUUCCUCUAUUCCACCCACCCCGGCCAUUCCUAAUGGCCAUUCGACGGAAGCCCCCUCGAUUCAGGUCACGGAUGAAGAUCUCCAAAGCCGCCAAGGAAGGCAAUCGACAAUUCAGCGCACAGACUCGAAGAAGGUGAAGAAGAAGCGAAGCUCCAGCUUCCAUAGACAUGAAAGGCCACGCGUUGAAGAGCCACCGCUCCCUAAUGGAGCUGAAACAUCCGCAGAUAUGGUCGGCAUUGCAGUUUCUGGAAACACAUCACCGGAGUCCACAAGCCAACCCAGCAGAGGCAAACAAACAUUGCCACCGAUGUCACACAACCUCAACUACAGACAAGAACCACUUCCUGUCGGUCAUGAAGAACAACCUCCACAGCAGGAUAUUCGUCUACCAAUCUGCCAUCGCUUUGAUUCUCCUACAAGUGCCGUCACAAAGUUUUCCUUGGUCCAAUCCCAGAAACACGCUUUGGGUCUUCUGGUUAAAAUCUGGCUCGUCAUCGCGGGGCUCUAUCGUCGGGCAUCUAUGUUUGACGAUUCCCGCGAAGCUUGUGAGGAAGCUUCGAAACAAGCUGCACGAGUUGAAGCGAUUGUUGCAUCACACGAGUCCUCGGCUCGGUCUUUCAGCAAGCGUGGCUGGGGUGCUUCGAAGAGUUCUGAGGAGCUUUGGGCCGAUGUCUAUGCAGAACAGGGGCUUUUGUCACAGGCUCAAUCACACCCUCACCGGGCAAUCAAGCAUUUCGAAGAAGCGCUGCUGCGUCAUCAAAAUCAUCCAAUCGCAACGAUUGGACUUGCAAAUCUCCUCUUGGAUAUUUGGGACGAGAAACUCGCCCCAGAGCUAUCAAAUGCUGACGUGGAUCUCAACGUCUCACGUCUGUCUCUACUAUCCGAGACCCCCAAGCCCAUGUCUGCGAAGGCCAUCUCGACCGACGAUCUAAAGGUAUCACGCGAGACUGUGAACGCAGGGCCUGAAGAAUCACCCUUGUCUGCACAGGAUGUUGAGCCAAAGCAACUCCACCGUCUUGCGGCCCGCGAUCGCGCCUAUGGGCUGCUCUCUGCCCUAACGAAGCUCGGUAGUUCCUGGGACAGCUCCGAAGCAUGGUAUGCGCUGUCGAGGGCAUAUGAAGCCGGCGAGCAGAUUGAAAAACUCAAAGAAGUGCUGUGGUGGUGCAUUGAGCUCGAGGACCGGCGCCCAAUCCGCCACUGGUCCAACCUUGGCUCCGGUGUCUAUGUUCUCUAA
Molecule: messenger RNA, 3438 nt
Organism: Penicillium soppii
Lineage: Eukaryota; Fungi; Ascomycota; Eurotiomycetes; Eurotiales; Aspergillaceae
Exons: 5
Coding region: 1-3438 (1145 amino acids)
Molecular function (GO): protein binding
Source: RefSeq, a predicted model, not a curated record